Molecule: messenger RNA, 823 nt
Organism: Jaculus jaculus (lesser Egyptian jerboa)
Lineage: Eukaryota; Metazoa; Chordata; Mammalia; Rodentia; Dipodidae
Product: coiled-coil domain-containing protein 68-like
Exons: 1
Coding region: 98-823 (241 amino acids)
Biological process (GO): intracellular signal transduction
Cellular component (GO): intracellular anatomical structure
Source: RefSeq, a predicted model, not a curated record
UCCCAGGAAAGGCAACCUUAAUGGGGUCUAAGUACCUUUGAACAUGGUGUCAAGAAGACCAGGGUUCAACUUACUGUAAUCUUGGCCAGAAUUCAAAAUGACAACAGUGACAGUGACCACAGAACUUCCCCCAAGAAAUAAGAGAGAAGAUAAUUCUGCCUUGUAUAAGUCUACUUCAGCUCACAUUAUUGAAGAAACUGAGUAUGUGAAAAAGAUUCGAACUACUCUGGAAAAGAUAAGAGCUCAAAUGUUCAAAGAUGAAGUUGUAUGUAACAGUACAAAUCACAAAGUAGAGAUGGAGCACUCUAAGAACAUUCAGAAUAUCUCAGACUCAAGAACAGACCCUCCCUAUCUGGAUUUGCUCAUGGAAAAAAUGAGAGGCAAAGACCUGCAGCUCUUAGAAAUGAACAAGGAGAAUGAAGUGUUGAAAAUCAAGCUGGAAGCAUCCAGAGAAGCAGGAGCAGCGGCUCUGAGAAACGUGACUCAGAGAUUAUUUGAGAACUACCAAACACAAUCUGAAGACAUGAGGAAAAAACACGAGGACAGUAAACAUUUACUUCAGGUUAACAAGCUUGAGAAAGAACAAAAAUUGAAGCAUCAUGUUGAAAAUAUGAGUCAAGUUGCUGAAAAACUUGAAGAAAAGCAUUGUCAAAUCAUAGAGUUGGAGAAUCUUAUACAAAGAAUGGAAAAGGAGAAUAAAAUACUCCUAGAAAGAAAAUUGUCUUUGGAAGGCAAGCUGCUGCAACUCAAAUCCAAUGCUGCAUAUACUAAAAGUUGCCAGGAGCUUCAGUGUAGUUUUUAUUUGUAUUUUCCUGAUAGCUAA